Eruca vesicaria subsp. sativa (arugula) is the source of this 635-nucleotide messenger RNA. NCBI's taxonomy places the organism in Eukaryota, Viridiplantae, Streptophyta, Magnoliopsida, Brassicales, Brassicaceae. The record is from the annotation of a GenBank genome assembly.
AUGGAGGAAAACCCGCAUCGAGUUUCACGUAGAAACGAUGUCGGAACCCACUGUCAAAACGACGCCGUCGAAGAAGAAUCCCGUCGACAACGUCAUGCUCACGUCGAUGAAGGCAGAUGCUCAGGCAAGAGAUGCCGGUCGUGGGCGGCUGCGGCUAUUGCUGAUUGUGUAGCGCUCUGUUGCUGUCCUUGUGCGAUCAUAAACUUUCUUACUCUCACUUUCGUCAAGGUCCCUUGGAUGAUAGGCCGGCGAUGCUUAGGACGCAGCCGGAAGAAGAAGAAGAACAAGAACAAGAACAAGCGGAGGCUACACAAGAGACCACGCCGCGGGAAAAUCAAUGUUGAAACGGCCGAGGGAGAUGAUGAUGAUGAUCAUCAUCAUCGGUAUGUGGUGGAGAGAGAUGGGAGUUUAACUAAGGAGGAGGAGGAGGAGAAAACGACGUCGGUUAGAGGAGAUGAAGAGUCGAGAACAAGUGCAAGAAUUGAAGCAGAGAGAGUGUGGUUAGAGUUGUAUCAGAUUGGUCAUCUUGGAUUUGGUAGAGUCUCUUUCACUGAGAUUCAAUGAUUAGAAUCGAUUGUUUUUAGGAUUUUUGAAAAGUUGAUGUCCUGAAAUUUCGGAGAAUGUAUAAUGUGAAU